Molecule: messenger RNA, 1750 nt
Organism: Amphibalanus amphitrite
Lineage: Eukaryota; Metazoa; Arthropoda; Thecostraca; Balanomorpha; Balanidae
Product: sulfotransferase 1E1-like
Exons: 4
Coding region: 246-1274 (342 amino acids)
Biological process (GO): sulfation
Cellular component (GO): cytoplasm
Molecular function (GO): sulfotransferase activity
Source: RefSeq, a predicted model, not a curated record
CGGUGCAGCGGCGAGCGGCGCUGACUGGGCACGAUUGGCCCCACCCGAGAGGCGUCGCCAAUUCAGCGGGCUCACGGUCACUGUGGCCCUGGCGGCGCCGCUGCGGGUUUAUCGAAACUCAGGGUCACCGCGGCGGCGUGGUGUCUCAUCAGGGUGCGUUCCUCGCCGGUCACCAGAGAGCAGCCGUACGGGGACCAGUGAGGAGCGUCCGGCGUACGACACCGGUCUGACACACGCCUGGAAAGAUGUCUUCUGAACAAAUUCCAUUUCCCUUCAAGAUCCGUCCUCUUGAAGACGAUGUACAGAAAAAGAUCGCCAAAGACUUCGAGGGCUAUCCGAAUGGCCUCGCCUCUUGCAACCACUGGAACUUCAAGCUGGCGGGGUCGGUGACCGAAGAGGAAAUGGAGAAUCUGUACAACUACCCGCUGGACCCUCGUGACGUCUGGGUGGUAACGCCUCCAAAGUGUGGGACCACUUGGAGUCAGGAGAUGAUCUGGCUUAUCGCCAACGACCUUGACUACGAGGCAGCCAAAAAACCCUUGAUGCCUGACAGGUGGAACUUCAUCGAAAUCGCAGCCAUCAUGGACAUGGAGGGUUUGGCCAAAACAGUCCCGCAGGGCGCCUCGGACGCUGCGUUUGACGUCAAAGACCUGACUGGCGACCCGAACCGCCCCUCACCGCGCUUCGUCAAGUCGCACCUGCCCAUAUCGCUCAACAACCCGCGCCUCCUGGACACGUGCAAGGUGGUGUACGUGGCCAGGAACCCAAAGGACGCCUGUGUCUCUUACUACAACCACAACCGGCUGUUCCGUGACUGCGGCUUCAACGGGGACCUCGAGCUUUUCGUGGAGCACUUUAUGAACGAGACCAUCGUGGAGACACCGUUCAUCGAGCACAUGAUCGAGGCGUGGAACCUGCGACACCGCCCCAACAUGUGCUUCCUCUUCUUCGAGGACAUGAAGAAGGACCUGAGGGCGCAGUUGCGAAAGGUGGCGGCCUUCCUCGGCAAGUCCUACAGCGAGGAGCAAAUCGACAAGCUGGCCAGCCACCUGCACAUCGACAACUUCAAAAAGAACCCGUACGUCAACAUGGAGCACAUAAACGCGUCUGGAGCGGUUAACACUGACCGCGGGUCUUUUAUCCGCAAGGGUAAAACAGGCGACUGGAAGAACCACUUCACCUCCGAGAUGACUGAGAAGUUCGACAAGUGGAUGGCGCAGAAAAUGAAAGGCUGCGACCUCAAAUACGUGGAGGAGCUGGAUCAUCAGGAUUAGAGACGGAUUUAGUUCUGUGUAUGAGUAGAGCAUGCAUCAUCGUGACAGCGAUUUUUGAAACAAGGAAGGGAUCAAUUGAUUGGAGCUUAGGGUCUUUUGAGAGGAACCAACUCAUGACUUUUACAUUAUAAGGACUGUGUUAUGGAGUAGUGUGAUAGACGGCUGUGUAGUAAAUACUGUGUAAUAAAAAUGCAUUAAUAUAUCAUUUGUUUAUGCAUCAAUUAGUGACAUGCUAUUACCAUGACAAUGACGGUGUAACCAAUAAAUUAAUUUUGCGUGAAAAGAAAUUCAAUGGACAUAGCUGCGAAACGAGCCAUGAUCAUGUGCAGUAUAACAGGAGUAACAAUGCAAUAUUUACCGUCCGCAUGUAAAAGGCUCAUGUCUGUUAUAAGAAGUUCUAGUAAACAAUGCAGGUAUAGGUACUGUGCGCUUCCAUUAUACCCUGUACGUCUUCCAUUCUAACCUUAUAUUGCAAU